CCUAGCAAGCAUUUACUUGCCUUGGUACAUUGUAGCUGAUAGCUAAAAUGGCAGCACAAGUUAUGAACAACGAGGGAAUGCUCCUGGCUGUGCUCGCGGACGAGGACACAAUCACAGGAUUUCUGCUCGCUGGCGUCGGGAACGUGGACCUGCGCAAGAAGCGCAACUACCUGGUUGUAGACUCCAAGACAUCUGCUCGCCAAAUUGAGCAAGCCUUCAAGGAGUUUGCGGCUCGCGAUGACAUCGCGGUCAUCCUUAUCUCCCAGCAAGUAGCAGGGCAAAUCCGGAACGUCAUUGAAGCGCACAACCGGCCGAUCCCGGCCGUCCUUGAAAUCCCCAGCAAGGACUGCCCCUACGACCCGAACCAGGACUCGCUGCUCACGCGCGUGAAGCACAUUGCGGGCUUCAACUAAGCGGACGGCAGCUGUGAGACGGCACGGCCUGGGGCCUCUGAGAGCGGAAAUAUUCACUGAGCCAUACUUUCUUGGGGGGGUCCAGCCGCGGGAGGAUGCCGCGGCCCACCCGGGGGCACUGUUGGCAGGAGCCAGGCAUAGCUGUGCGUUGGUGGGACGGAGCUUUUGGGGCUCGUGUGCGCAUAGUGCAGCGUGCCACAGCCCCGACUGAGUGACCUGAACAAAAUUAUGUUGUGACAUGGAUGCGGACUUGACGGAUGCGGAUCGGGUAUGCGGAUGCCCUUAGCUGGGCACAUUUGCGACCAGCGGCCGCUGAAGCUGCUGUGAUUGUGGGCUGGGAAAUUUGAAGGUGUUUUGUAUGUGCAGAUGCACGUGAGAGAAACAGGGGAGCCGCCAUGGUACAACGCAAGAGCGCUGUGUGCUUGAGUUGUGAGCGUCUCCAGGCCUCGGAAGUCGUGUAUCUUUGUAGCAAGGAAUUGGCGGGGAAGCGUGUUCAGGCAUGGGGAGAAUUUCACAUGGGAAUGGGGCGGUACAGCUGUGUGUGGUGGAGCGGCAGAGGUAUGUGCACGCCUCUUGUAAAGCAUAACCGCG
Messenger RNA from Chlamydomonas reinhardtii, 1004 nucleotides. RefSeq lists its product as uncharacterized. The record is from RefSeq and is a predicted model, not a curated record. NCBI's taxonomy places the organism in Eukaryota, Viridiplantae, Chlorophyta, Chlorophyceae, Chlamydomonadales, Chlamydomonadaceae. The transcript is spliced from 5 exons. The coding region runs from base 48 to 413 and encodes 121 amino acids. Gene Ontology annotation, molecular function: proton-transporting ATPase activity, rotational mechanism. Gene Ontology annotation, biological process: proton transmembrane transport. Gene Ontology annotation, cellular component: proton-transporting V-type ATPase, V1 domain; membrane.